ACGAGAAAUUUUCAACAACGCAAAAGGUUAUGGUUGUAAUGUAUAAUGCAUUCAAACUAUCAGUCAUUCCUAAAUGAAAGUAACUUUUCAAAUAAAGAUGAACACGUUGAAAUAGAUUUUAAACUUUCCCGCUCUUUUUCAAAUCGUAGCUUCCACCGGAUCGAUACGUCAGCUCGUUGAUUUGAAAAUAUCGACUCGGCGUUUACUUCACAGUGAAAACGUUGCACACGUGUUUCAAAGUUGUGCGUAUACAGUGUGUUUUAAAUUGUGCCGUUUUUUGACGUUAAGACGAACCUGAAUUAAAGUAUGAAAAGUUAUUGAAAUGUUCGAGAAAUAUUCCCAAACAAUAUGUUAGAAUAAAAUGAUCGUUGUAAUAAAUGAAUAUCUUUUCCGCGUGCGUGGAUCAAUUUGAUCGAAUUGUCAGUGUCAAACUUGUUUCGUUCUUUUGUCAUCUGAAAAUUUCGUUUUCAUUCGCUUUUCUUCGUCUCGGUUCAUCAAUGGAACGAUGAACUCGAUCUUACUUAAAGACAAUCGAUACGUGCAAAAGGUUUUGACAGCAUUCGUUUGCCUCAGCAUCGUGCAGUUAUUUAUUUAUUUGAAUCAUGUACAGCCCCAUUACUUCAUCGACGAGGUUUUUCACGUGCCUCAGACUUUGCGAUAUUGCGCUGGUAAUUUUACGCAGUGGGAUCCCAAGAUUACUACUUUACCCGGAUUGUACUUAAUCGCAACUCUGAUACUAUCGCCCUUAAAACUGUGUAACGCCUUUUAUAUGAGAUGCAUAAACUUGCUUGGCACGUUUUUGAAUCUGUAUCUUGCUCACAGUGUAAUCGAACAGAUCUCGACAAGACGCUGGAAGCAAAAAUGGAAUGACUGGAUGAAAUUUACUGUCGCUUGCAAUGUCAUGUUAUUUCCACCGUUAUUUUUCUGGCAUUUUUUGUAUUAUACAGAUGUUGCAUCAGUUAAUGCAGUAUUACUAAUGUUAUUGUUACACUCGUAUAAACAAUUUAAAACGGCGGCUUUCGUAGGUCUUUUGUCUGUGUUGAUUCGACAGACAAACAUUAUUUGGGUUGCGUUUAUUACCGUGGAACAUUUGUUUGAUUUAUUAGAUCAUAAAAUAAGUAAAUCAAUUUCAUAUCAACAAUACACUUCGAUAAUGUAUUUAAAAUUAUUAUGGGAAAAAGUAAUAAGAAAAACGUGUCACAAGUGGGAAUUAUUUACGAGAUUCAUCAUUCAGUUGUUCGCACAACUAUUCCCCUAUGUUAUAGUAUGUUUAACGUUUGUUACGUUUGUUAUAUGGAACAAGGGAAUCGUAGUUGGAGAUAAAAGAGCCCAUGUUCCUACUAUUCACAUUCCUCAACUGUUAUAUUUUUCUACUUUUCUAUUUUGCUUUUUAUGGCCAUACAUGAUCAUUUAUUGGAAAGAUUAUUUUAAGUUCGUCAGCAAACACUGGAUGUUUGCAAGUUGUGUCUUGAUACUUUUAACUGUAAUAGUUCAUUUCAACACUCUUGUACACCCAUAUAUGCUGGCCGACAAUCGACAUUAUGUAUUUUAUUUUUGGAAUAAGUUAAUGGGAAAGUACAAACAAUUCAAAUAUCUUUUGGUACCUGUAUAUUCGUUCGCUCUAUAUUCAAUGUUUCAUGGGUUUAAACAUUUAAGAUUUACAACACAGGUUAAUUAUACUUUUAUGAUUUCCGUGGUACUUAUUCCUCAGUUAUUGAUAGAACCACGUUACUUUAUCGUCCCGUAUAUACUUUAUCGACUUUUCAUUAAGAAACCAAAGAAAUGGCAAAUUAUUGCAGAAUCGGCAACUACAUUAAUAGUAAAUUUUCUGCAAUUUUAUAUUUUUAUUAACAAAGUUUUCCAUUGGGAUGACCAGCCUUAUCCCCAAAGAAUUUCAUGGUAAAUUUAAAGAAGAAUAAAAUUUUACAAACACG
Frieseomelitta varia is the source of this 1934-nucleotide messenger RNA. It is a transcript of the gene Alg10, whose product is annotated as putative Dol-P-Glc:Glc(2)Man(9)GlcNAc(2)-PP-Dol alpha-1,2-glucosyltransferase. Bases 506 to 1903 code for a protein of 465 amino acids. Gene Ontology annotation, molecular function: dolichyl pyrophosphate Glc2Man9GlcNAc2 alpha-1,2-glucosyltransferase activity. The transcript is spliced from 4 exons. The record is from RefSeq and is a predicted model, not a curated record. Gene Ontology annotation, cellular component: endoplasmic reticulum. Gene Ontology annotation, biological process: protein N-linked glycosylation; dolichol-linked oligosaccharide biosynthetic process. NCBI's taxonomy places the organism in Eukaryota, Metazoa, Arthropoda, Insecta, Hymenoptera, Apidae.